Molecule: messenger RNA, 1732 nt
Organism: Hyalella azteca
Lineage: Eukaryota; Metazoa; Arthropoda; Malacostraca; Amphipoda; Hyalellidae
Product: facilitated trehalose transporter Tret1
Exons: 9
Coding region: 176-1678 (500 amino acids)
Biological process (GO): carbohydrate transport; transmembrane transport
Cellular component (GO): membrane
Molecular function (GO): sugar transmembrane transporter activity
Source: RefSeq, a predicted model, not a curated record
AACUGUACAAAUCAAUAAUGACAUGAAUGUACUCGAACACCAAUAAGCAACUAUAUGCAUUCUCAUUGCAGUUCAAGAAGAAACGUUUCAUGUGUUCGUACAGCAAAUCCAGUUUACGUGAUUAUACGCGCAGCAUAUUAAAGUCAUAGACACAUAGAUUGUACAGCAGCCCAACAUGGAUGACGACGUAGAGAGAAGAGAGUCUCUGGCUGCCUACAGAGCUGCCCGGAUGCCUCAAUUCGUCGCUGCAAUAUCAGCUUGUAUUGGCGCCGUGGAGGUGGGCGCCAUCUUGGGGUACUCAUCGCCUGCGGGUCUCCAGCUCACCUCAAGAAUGAACUCCACGACGUUCAACGCUACUGAAGGGAUCCACCUCUUCGACGACACGUUCUUCCUCAGGAAGCGGCAGAUGGCGUGGGUGUCGUCCGUCGUGAGUCUGGGGGCGCUAUGGGGAGGACUCAUGGGAGGAACUGCCCUCAACGUCUUCGGCAGGAGAGGGACAAUGCUCUUGUCACUCGUACCGGCCGUUAUUGGAUGGCUUCUGAUUGCUCUAGCAGUGAACUUCCCAAUGCUGCUGGCUGGCCGGAUCGGCACCGGAGUCUUCGUCGGCCUGACGUGUGUGAGCGUCAACACGUACAUCGGGGAGAUAGCUUCGUCCGACAUCAGAGGAACACUGGGCUCAGGCUUCCAGUUGAUGGUGAACGCUGGUUUCCUGGUAGCCUACUCGUUCGGCAUCAUCUUGGACUGGUAUUACUUGGCGUUCCUGUGCAUCUCGAUACCGCUGCUGUUCACGGUAGCCAUGUUCUUCAAUAAAGAGUCGCCGGUCUACCUGCUCAGUAAAGGCAGAGACCAGGAGGCUCUUGAAUCUCUCAAGUUCCUAAGAGGUCCCAACUACCCCGUCCAGUCAGAACUGCGCAACAUGCGCCUCGCCCUCCACGAGCGCAACACCAAGCAGGUUCACUUCACGGAGCUCUUCCUCACGCCCCACCUCGCGCGCCCCUUCAUGGUGUCGGUCACGCUCAUGUUCUUCCAGCAGUUCUCGGGGGCCAACGCCGUGCUAUUCAACUUAUCAACCAUAUUCAAAAGUGCCGGAACAGACAUACCCGAGUCCCUGAGCUCGGUCAUCGUCGGCAUCGUGUUCAUCUUGGGGACGUUCUUAAGCUCCAUCGUCAUCGACAAAAUUGGACGUAAAGUCUUGCUCAGCAUCUCUGCUGGCAUGAUGUGCAUCUCUCAUGUUGGCCUGGGCUACUUCUUCUACCAGUUGGACUACGCAGAAAAAUGGACGUUGGAGACAAUUCCCUGGCUGCCGCUGUUGGCUCUCGUAGUCUUCAUGUUCGGCUUCGCAAUCGGCUUCGCGCCCGUGCCCUGGCUGAUGAUGGGAGAGCUCUUCUCUUCGGAGACCCGAGAGUUAGCCUCCUCGAUGGUGACGGCCGCGAACUGGUUCUUCAGCUUCGUCGUCACCGUCACUUUCGAAUAUAUUCAGAUUGUUAUCUUGGAUUUCGGCGCAUAUUGGAUGUACGCGACCAUUUGCAUGGCGGCGCUCGUGUUCUCUGCGUGCAUCGUGAAGGAGACCAAAGGCAAGGACCUGGAGCAGAUCAUGGAGAUGUUCGGUGGUCCUAAGGUGGUGAUGGUGAUGCCUCAAACUGCUGAGGCACGCACUGCACAACCUCUCUUGUCGUGAAAUAUUAAGACAUUAGAAUGAACUUACACCGCUGAAGGUUAAAAUAAAAUAAGA